AUGGUGCUUCCUUUUUCCAAACACAUUCUAUCACAAAACCCCUUUCUCACAAAGCUUCCACCUUUGCUAACCAUUCUUAAUGGGCACCUCUAUUCCCACCAAUUCAACCCUUUCCCGCAAAAGUUUUCAACUUCUAGCUCCGGCCACUGUGAGAGAUUAUCUUGGGAACGUUCCACCCAAGAAAUUCUAUUGCAAAAGCUUAAAUUUGCUUUGAGGAAUCACCAAUCACAAGAAGCAUUGGAAACAUUUCAUGAUUUUAGAAGACUUUAUGGCUACCCUGAGGUUCAAUUAUCGAAUCAGGUUAUUGUUCAGUUGUGUUAUUCUUCAAAUCAUGUUUUGGUGAGAAAAUCAUUUGAUUUGGCUUUGAAAGUUGUUCAAGAGAAUUCAGGUUUGAUUCAUGUUGAUACGUUUACCAAACUUGCUUUGUCUUUGGCUAGAAUGCAAAUGUCAUCGCCUGCGUCUGUUAUACUUAGGUUAAUGCUUGAUAAAGGGUUUGUUCCAUGUAUGCAGUUUUUGUCCUUGAUUGUUUUUCAUAUUGUGAAGACAGAAAUUGGAACACAGAUUGUAUCAAAUUAUCUGUCUCAAGUUUGUGAUUUUUAUAGUUCUUUGAAGGAUAAAAAAGCGCUGUUCAAGCCGGAUACUUUGGUGUUUAACCUUGCUCUUGAUGCUUGUGUGAGAUAUUAG
Vicia faba (fava bean) is the source of this 684-nucleotide messenger RNA. NCBI's taxonomy places the organism in Eukaryota, Viridiplantae, Streptophyta, Magnoliopsida, Fabales, Fabaceae. The record is from the annotation of a GenBank genome assembly.